Hevea brasiliensis (rubber tree) is the source of this 1647-nucleotide messenger RNA. RefSeq lists its product as uncharacterized. The transcript is spliced from 9 exons. Gene Ontology annotation, cellular component: Golgi apparatus. Bases 301 to 1326 code for a protein of 341 amino acids. The record is from RefSeq and is a predicted model, not a curated record. Lineage: Eukaryota; Viridiplantae; Streptophyta; Magnoliopsida; Malpighiales; Euphorbiaceae.
ACCGCAAACAGAUCUUCACGGCAAAAAAUGGAAAAUGUCCCCUGUCCAAGGACAAGGAUGAACGAUCUCUUGAUUGCUUCCUCUUUCUACUAAACUUUCAAUUAAGAAAUGCAAUUAACCCAAAUCAAUAAAAAUUAGUAUCACUCACUUCAACAAUCACAACUUCGCCAUUGAUUUUUCUCUCUCAAAAUCAGAUCUCCCUCCUUCUCUAUCUCAUCCUUUAAACCCUAGAGGAAAAUCCAUUUCUAGCUCUAUAGACUACAACAACUUAAGUCUCUAGCUUCACGAUUUCUCUCUGCAAUGGUGGUCUGCAAAUGCCGUAAGGCUACAAAACUAUAUUGUUUCGUUCAUAAGGUUCCUGUUUGUGGAGAAUGUAUCUGCUUCACGGAGCAUCAGAUAUGUGUGGUUCGUACUUACUCUGAGUGGGUAAUAGAUGGAGAGUAUGAUUGGCCUCCAAAAUGUUGCUCGUGCCAAGCUGUGCUUGAAGAGGGGAAUGAUUCUCAAACCACCCGAUUGGGUUGCCUGCACGUUUUACACACAAAUUGUUUGGUUUCCCAUAUCAAGAGCUUUCCUCCUCAUACUGCACCAGCUGGAUAUGUAUGCCCUUCAUGUUCCACAUCGAUAUGGCCUCCCAAGAGUGUUAAAGAUUCAGGAUCUCGACUUCAUUCAAAGCUGAAGGAGGCUAUCAUGCAGACUGGUUUGGAAAAGAACUUAUUUGGAAAUCAUCCUGUUUCUUUGCCGGCACCACCUCCUGCAUUUGCCUCAGAUCCAUUGGUUGCCAUUUCUUCAUCGUCCUCACUGACAAAAGAUGAAAUAAAUAUAUCUGAAGGAUACUUAUCUGCAACUGGAACAGGGCCUCCUAAAAUUUCAGUACCAGAUAUUGUGGAAAUUGAUAGCCCCAGUUCAGCAGGGAAUUAUUUGCAGAGCGCCAGUCCCACUGGCCCUGGGGCUACAACACGAAAGGGUGGAAUCCAUGUUGACAGGCAGAAUUCAGAAAGUUCAUACUAUGCAGACGAUGAAGAUGGGAAUCGUAAAAAAUAUAGUCGAAGGGGUCCAUUCCGCCACAAGUUCCUUAGAGCAUUGCUUCCAUUCUGGUCAAGUGCAUUACCAACUUUACCAGUAACUGCACCUCCGCGUAAGGAUGCAUCAAAUGCAGAUGAUGCCUCAGAAGGUCGUGCAAGGCAUCAAAGACCAUCAAGAAUGGAUCCAAGAAAAAUCCUUCUUUUUAUAGCUAUCAUGGCUUGCAUGGCAACUAUGGGUAUACUGUAUUACAGAAUCGCACAGCGGGGUUUUGAGGAAGAGCAGCCGGAUGAUGAGCAGCAGUAAUUCUUACUUGAGGUUGUGAUGGAAUUAUAGUGAUCAUUUAUUGUACCUGUAUAUGCAUGCCUGCCUGGUGGUUAAUGGUGAUUUUGCUAUUGCUGCUGCAUUUUGUGUGUGGCUCCUCCCGUGUGUGCAUCAGUACUUGUUUAUGAGUGAAAUGUAGAAGGGGAUAGAAGAGAGUUUUAUUUCUAGUGUCAAUGGCGGUAAAAUGUUGCAUGAUCUACCUUGACAAUGUUCCUCUUAGGCCAUUUUCAUUUUUGUCUAUUUGAAGCCAUUUUCAUUUUUUUUCUAUUUGAAAUCGAAUCUGAGGACCAGGUUAAAAGGAGA